CUGCCGGAUGUGUCUGACUAGUAUUAGCUAGAGGACACAGUUCUGUUUCAGUGUGCGGCGCUGACCUCCGGCUGUCGAUGAGAAAAGUCAAAUGGCGGGCAGCAGACUAGAGAAGUUUGGAACCGUAUUCACCCGGGUUCGAGACCUGAUGCGCUCCGGAGUCAUAAAGCCAUCAGAGAAACCUGUCUGGUAUGAUGUCUACCAGGCUUUUCCACCGAAGAGGGACCCGCUUCACGUGAAGCCACACUUCAGACCCAGCACCAAGAAACAGGAGACGGUGCCUGAGAUCUUCUACAGAGAGGAUGAAGUGAGAGCGAAGUUCUAUGAGCGCUACGGGGCGGGUCGGCCACUCGAUCUCGCCAAAUCAAACUUUGUCUCUACGUGUCAGAGAUUUGUGGACAAGCACACGGAGUUAAAGAGCCGCAGCGAGCUGGAUGACUCCGCUCUGUUUGAGGAGACUGGGAAGGCUUUACUCGCCGAGGGCGUCGUGCUGAGGAGGAGAGGAGCUCCUCCUGUGGCAGCAGAGUCCAGGGAUCCAGUGCUGGAGCUGAAGCUGACAGACAUGCUGGCAGAGCAGCAGUCAGCCGGUGUGGACAGCAAAGAGACAGUGGACCACAGCACACACACACACACAUCAUAGACUUCAACUCGAGAGCGAGUGGACGAGCUGCAGAUUCUGCACUCGAGACGUGUGAGUGACAUUAGAAGCUGUGGUCGUGUUGCUGCUCCUCCAGUCCGUCAUGGAUCUGCUCUCUGGACUGUGUGAAGACCAGUUUCAUGUUUCCUGACGUCACUUAGAUAUAAAUUCACUGCGAGCCACAAACGCUGAGUCUACAUCACAGCAGAGGAUGGGCUGGAAAAUACCUGGACAUGGUCUAUGCACAUGUUUUAUAUAUAUAACAUAUGAUUCAUGUACAGACAGGUGACAAAUUAAAGGAAGAACCAACAUACA
This is a messenger RNA of Seriola dumerili (greater amberjack), 952 nucleotides long. It is a transcript of the gene mrps23, whose product is annotated as mitochondrial ribosomal protein S23. NCBI's taxonomy places the organism in Eukaryota, Metazoa, Chordata, Actinopteri, Carangiformes, Carangidae. The transcript has 5 exons. The coding region runs from base 92 to 640 and encodes 182 amino acids. Gene Ontology annotation, biological process: translation. Gene Ontology annotation, cellular component: ribosome; mitochondrion. The record is from RefSeq and is a predicted model, not a curated record. Gene Ontology annotation, molecular function: structural constituent of ribosome.